Bombus pyrosoma is the source of this 3490-nucleotide messenger RNA. RefSeq names its product A-kinase anchor protein 17A-like. The transcript is spliced from 7 exons. The record is from RefSeq and is a predicted model, not a curated record. Bases 614 to 3055 code for a protein of 813 amino acids. NCBI's taxonomy places the organism in Eukaryota, Metazoa, Arthropoda, Insecta, Hymenoptera, Apidae.
GUUGGAACUUAGCAUAUAUAGUUUGUUGUCUCGUCUACGUACAAUUAAAGUACUAUACAAUUGAAUUUGUGGCUCUAGAAUUUAACCUAUUAUCAUAUAAGAUAUCCACGCUAGAGGACGCUACAGGCUUACAUCAAUUCACACAUAUGCACCGAUUUUGGACUCGACCGCAAAUGUGUAAUCGCACACGAUGUGUCUCGUGUGUACAUCUUUUCGUUCAUGCUACUCAUCUUUGGUAUUCUGAAGUUCUCUUCGUAUUUACAGUGUUCGAUCGGUAGAGUUUGACAGAACAUGGAGUUCAUAUAUGAUUCUGUUCUUGUUGAAUGAUGUUUAAGUCGGUAAACGGAGAAGUAAAUCUGUGAGAAGUGAGUCGAGUCGCGCGGUGAACGGAACGAUAUUAAACGGUGAAGUGAAGGAGGAGAAUCUUUUUGGGUCUGAGGAAUAUUUAUUAAUUUCGAAUGGAUACACAACCUCUCUACUGAAUGGUUUUCAUCUCACUGGGUUUACUUUGUCGUAAGAUAGAUAUUUAACAAUAAUUGUAGCUUUUCUCCUUGUAUUCCGUAACUUUAUAUCGCGUUCUUCUACCGUAUAGAAAGUAUUCGUUAUAUUAAUAAUGAGCGAUGGUAAGAAAGUAGGUGAAAAUUCCAGUACUGAGGUUGUUAACCAAUUUCGAAGCUGUAGGGAUCUUAGUGAUAUCGUGCCUCUGUAUACUCAACGCGCGCUUUACUUAAAACCAGUCGCAAAAAUAAAUGUUUCUGUUAAUCUUCCUCAACUAAAAGUAGCAGGAAAGACAAUAUCAACAUGGGAAGUAAUGGAGAAGAUCCGUGCCCUUAUAUUACCGGACGAGUUUGCAUCUCUGAAAGUAGCCAAGAGUACAUUGGAAUUUAUCAGAUUGGAAGGAGAUUUGCAAGACAGAUGCAGACUACAGCGUGUGCUUGCAAGAUUGGAUUCCCAGCGUUUGAACUUGUCUGGAUUCCCCAAUGUGCUAAAAGUCCGUGCAGCAGAAACAAAGGAUGAUUUUCCAACGAGGCAUAGUUGGAAUUCUUAUUUCAGAGAUGCCAAGCAUAUGAAUGAACUAAAACCUGGAGAAAGGCCUGAUACUAUACACAUAACAGGCUUACCUGUUAAAUGGUUUACCGAAGAUGGUGCAACUAUGCCCAGUGAAUCCUUGAUCAAUAAGAUCUUCAAAAAAUGGGGAGUACUUAGAAGAAUAGAUGUACCUGCUGCUGAUCCUUAUAGGUCUAGAAUGCGUCUUGGCACAAAUAUAAAUAAGUUUAGUUAUGAAGAUGGCAUAUUUUUUGAUGCAUAUAUUCAAUAUAUUGAAUAUAUGGAUUUUGUUAGAGCUAUGGAUGCAUUGCGUGGUAUGAAACUUCUUAAAAAAGAAGAAGAAAAAGCAUUUACAGCCUCUAUUAAGAUUACUUUUGAUAAAACAAAACACAUGAGCGAUAGUUCUGUUGCACAUAGAGAAUUCGAAAGAAAACGUCUUAUAGCCCAGGAUACAUUAGCAGCAGAACGACUUCGUAGGAAAGAAGAAGCUGAAGAAAAACGUCGAGAAGAACUAAAGAAGAAAGAAGAAGCAGAUGCAGUAGCUAAAGAAAAUAGACGGAAAAAACGAGAAGAGAAACGAAAACGUAGAGCUAUAACUAUAUUUCGAAAGAAGGAAGAGGAUAAAGUGUCCAUGAAGAUUGCCAGAGAAGGUCAAAAAUUAAUAAAAGCACAAAGGCAACUUGAAAGCAUUCGUUUGUUAGAUGAAUUAUUUGAUAGAAUAAAGAUAAAAGUAGAAAACAAUGAGAUUAAAAUAGAUGAAUUCUCAAACGAUACAAAAAGGGAAGACAAGAGAAGUAAUAAAGUAGAUGGUACCAUUGAAAUAUUGAGUUCAGAAGAAGAUUCUAAGGAUGAAAAGAAAGAUAAGAAAGUAAAAAAAUCAAAGAAGAAAAAAUCUAAGAAAGAAAAAAAGAAAAAAGUAACAAAUAAACGAAAGAAGGCUGGUAAGGAUUCCGAAAAUUCUGCAAGCCUAAGCGAGGAAUCAGGCGCAGAAGAGCAAACAAAAAAAUUAAAAAGUGUUCUAAAUCAAAAUGUUACAUAUCCGUCAUCGUCAGCAGCACCGUCGACUUUAGAACCUCUUUCUUAUCCCACCCUCUAUCCACGUUUCCCACAACCGUGGUAUUAUGAUGCGCCUCUGCCUAUGAUUUACCCCAGUUUACCGAGAGGUAUAUCCAGAGGUGGUCGUUUUCCACGAGGACGGGGUAGGGGAUUUUCAUGGCGUAAUGCUGGAAAUCCUCAUACGUUGCAUACAUUUAAUCCUCAUCUGUAUAACGAACAGUACUACAAAUACUUUGCUCAUUUAGUAGGUCAGGACUAUCAUUCUUUCGACUACAGAAGCUCACGGUCACGUAGUCGUAAAAGAUCGUUCAGCAGAUCUAGAUCGAGAUCAAGAUCAAUAUCGAGAUCGAGAUCGAGGUCUAGAUCGAGGUCAAAGUCACGGUCGAGAUCAAAGUCACGGUCGAGGUCAAGAUCAAGAUCAAGAUCGAGGUCUCGCUCGAAAUCGAGAUCUAAAUCACGUGGCAAAUCGAAGUCGAAAUCACGUUCAAGAUCGAAAUUGAGGUCUGGAUCGAGAUCUCGUAGUAGAAGACAAAGCAGAAGUAGAUCCCGUUCAAAAAGACGACGAGAUAGAUCGAGAUCAAGAUCUAAAUCCGGUACUAGAAUGAGGUCUCGAUCGCGACGAUCGAGAUCUAAGAAGAAAUCUCGUUCGAAGAGUCACUCUAAUUCUCGAAACAACAGUAAACAUCCUUAUAGGCGCAGGCGAGAAAGAUCAGUAUCGAAGGUGAAAAUCACAAGAGCUAAAUCUCGUAGUACGUCGCCUAAAAGAAGAUCGCGUAGUAGUACCUGGUCCAUGCCUAAAUCUCCUGGCAGAAGAAGCUGUUCUUGGUCAAAAGGGGCAGAAGCUGUGAGCAAUAAAACGGACACUGUUCACUCGACAAGUAUAAUGGAGCAAGAAACUGUAAAUAAAGAAGCGCCACAAACCUUUCAUUUGGAGAAUAUAACUUCUGAUUGACAAAAAUCGAAGGCUAUUCUUCCACAUUGUGUCUUCGAUGCUCCCGCGUAAGAAAAGCGUAUAGCUAACUCUUUGUACAAAAUCAGCAAGAAAUCCGUGAGAGCGUAAUCCUAAUUGUGUAUAUUCGAGUUUGUAGUAUUUCUUUGAUAAAAGAAGAUAUAUAUUUUUAUUCAUGUGCUAACUCUUCCUAGUUUUAAAGGAUUCCAUAUAUAUAGCAAUAUAUACGUGAGACGAUAUUUAAGUGCAUCACUUAUACAUGUACGUGCAAAGUAUUGUUAACGUUCUAAUCCUAUGGAUGUUUGAAUUUUGAAUGUGUAUUGUACAUAUAUUAUGAAUGACAUAGUCAACAAAGGUUGCUAAAGUAUGCAUUUUUAUCUCAAGAUUAAAAAUAAACCUGUGACAUCGACGUAUUAAAUAUCUGUUGAACCAUCCCAA